AUGGAAAGCAUCUUGCUGUUUUGGAUAAAUAAGCUAACGUAUGAUAACAGCGUGGGAACCCUCGUUCUGUCCGCUCUUCUCAACGCUGGUCCUGAGGCUCGUAACCGAGCUCUGCGCGUGAACUCGUUCACCACCACCCCGGCUGAAAUUCAGGCUGAGUUUGAGCGUCAGACGACUGGUCAGCCAUGGGAGUCCGUUUCGGAGACCUCCCUUGAGCGACUGCGCGAGCUGGAAAAAGCCGCCUGGGACGCUGGAAAUGGAGCUGCGACGGUGCUCACUCUGCGCCGCAUCUGGGCUGAGGGAGGCACUUUGUAUGAGCAGCGGGAUAAUGGGCUUAUUGGGGAGCCCAAGGUAAUGGGUCUGCAAGAGGUGAUUGCCAACGAGAUCCGCCGAGUUUCUUCACUUUAA
Penicillium cosmopolitanum is the source of this 408-nucleotide messenger RNA. RefSeq lists its product as uncharacterized. NCBI's taxonomy places the organism in Eukaryota, Fungi, Ascomycota, Eurotiomycetes, Eurotiales, Aspergillaceae. The coding region runs from base 1 to 408 and encodes 135 amino acids. The transcript has a single exon. The record is from RefSeq and is a predicted model, not a curated record.